GCUUCAGACCGGUACCUGCCUCAACUGUCAGUGUCUGUGGGAGGUGUUGUGGAUGCGGGGUGGACGCAGCUCUGUGUAAACACCUUAGGUAUCCCUACAGAUUGCCAUGCUGAUUACAUGUUGGUAUUUAUACCUCACAGCUCGGAGCGUCGCCGAACACUCUCUGAAAAUGGCCUCAAUUCUGCAUAAACUGAUGACCCCACUGUUCAGUGGUCCCCCUGAGCCCCCCAGGAACAAAGUGACAGUGGUGGGUGUGGGCCAGGUUGGCAUGGCUUGUGCUGUCAGCAUCUUGCUCAGGGAGCUGGCUGAUGAACUGGCCCUGGUGGAUGUGAUGGAGGACAAGCUGAAAGGAGAGAUGAUGGACCUGCAGCACGGCAGCCUCUUCCUCAAAACCCACAAAAUAGUGGCAGACAAAGACUACUCUGUGACAGCAAACUCCCGCAUUGUGGUGGUGACCGCUGGAGUUCGUCAGCAGGAGGGGGAGAGCAGGCUGAACCUGGUCCAGAGGAAUGUCAACAUUUUCAAGCACAUCAUCCCUCAGAUCAUCCGAUACAGUCCUGACUGCAUCAUUAUUGUGGUUUCCAACCCAGUUGAUGUGCUGACAUAUGUGACCUGGAAGCUGAGCGGCCUUCCCAAGCACCGCGUCAUUGGCAGUGGCACCAACCUGGACUCGGCACGCUUCCGCUUCCUGAUGGCCGACAAACUGGGAAUCCACGCCAGCAGCUUCAACGGCUGGAUUCUAGGAGAACAUGGAGACACCAGCGUGCCUGUGUGGAGUGGAACAAACGUGGCUGGAGUUAACCUGCAGACGUUGAACCCGGACAUUGGAACUGACCUUGAUGAUGAGAACUGGAAGGAAACCCACAAGAUGGUGGUGGACAGUGCCUAUGAGGUGAUCAAACUGAAGGGUUACACCAACUGGGCCAUCGGCCUGAGUGUAGCUGACCUGACAGAGAGCCUCAUGAAGAACAUGAACAGGAUUCAUCCCGUUUCCACCAUGGUGCAGGGCAUGUAUGGAAUCAGUGACGAGGUGUAUCUAAGUCUGCCCUGUGUGCUGAACGGUGGAGGCGUAGCGAGCGUGGUCAACAUGACCCUGAAUGACGACGAGGUGGCUCAGCUGCAGGCCAGUGCCAACACUCUGUGGGACAUCCAGAGGGACCUGCGGGAUGUGUAACAGAAAAGCAGGGGGCGCUGUAGUAGCACCCUUCUGACUGCUCUUCACGCACAGUAUUAAUGCACUGCAGUCACAGAACACCAGACAGCUCCACCUUCCACACCUUCAACCCACCGCCCUCUGUAGAGUCACAGGCGUUCAGUGGGUUUUAAUCCCAUCAGAUUUAGCUGUAGGUGUACACAGAAAACGAAUGUGACAUCAACUGAGUGAAAUGAUGCUCUGACUCAUCAGUCCUCAGCUGUGAUGCAGUGUGAGCCACUCAUGUUUCUCUGAUGUGUAAUGAAAUAAAGUUUGUUGGUCCUCGAACAGGAAGAAUGUGUGUGCUGUUAUGCAGUGAUAAAAAAAAAAACACUCUAAAGUAGAAAUGUAAAUGUUAUAUCUGUAAUGCAGCCAUUGAAAUUCUUCAACCAAAAAUCAUAAAAGAUUCAUGAUAUCCUGAUGGAA
Molecule: messenger RNA, 1618 nt
Organism: Labrus bergylta (ballan wrasse)
Lineage: Eukaryota; Metazoa; Chordata; Actinopteri; Labriformes; Labridae
Gene: ldhbb
Product: lactate dehydrogenase Bb
Biological process (GO): pyruvate metabolic process; lactate metabolic process
Cellular component (GO): cytoplasm
Molecular function (GO): L-lactate dehydrogenase (NAD+) activity
Source: RefSeq, a predicted model, not a curated record